This is a messenger RNA of Eurytemora carolleeae, 490 nucleotides long. RefSeq names its product 60S ribosomal protein L30. Gene Ontology annotation, molecular function: structural constituent of ribosome; RNA binding. The record is from RefSeq and is a predicted model, not a curated record. The coding region runs from base 28 to 378 and encodes 116 amino acids. NCBI's taxonomy places the organism in Eukaryota, Metazoa, Arthropoda, Copepoda, Calanoida, Temoridae. The transcript has 5 exons. Gene Ontology annotation, cellular component: cytosolic large ribosomal subunit.
GUCAUUAACUUCUAAAAGAGUUAGAAAAUGGGAGCCCCAAAGAAGUCCAAGAAGUCUAAUGAGUCCAUCAACGCUCGCCUGGCUCUUGUCAUGAAGUCAGGAAAGUAUGUGUUGGGAUACAAGCAGACCUUGAAGACCCUGAGGAACGGAAAGAGUAAGCUUGUGAUUAUCGCUAGCAACACUCCUCCCCUCCGUAAGUCUGAGAUUGAGUACUACGCUAUGCUGGCCAAGACCGGAGUUCAUCAUUAUGUCGGAGAUAACAAUGAACUUGGAACCGCUUGCGGUAAAUACUUCAGAGUGUGCACACUGUCCAUCACAGACCCUGGAGAUUCUGAUAUCAUCCGAACCAUGCCAGGAGCACAGGCCGGGGAAGCUUAAAUCCAUCUCUUUGCUCCGCUGGAUCUAGAACUCAACCGUUCUUAUCCAAUUUAGUAAAUUUGUCUGAAACUAUGAUAUAUUUAAGAUCUCUUAACAUUAUGAUCUAUUUCAG